UGAAGGAACAUGAAGUAUUAUUUUCUACCGAAAGGUGGCGACGUUGGGUUUCCAAACACUGUCAGUCACGCAGACCUCAUGCCAGGCUGCUCUCACACACUUCACCGUCCUCACACGACGCUGCGCUUCAUCCUGCACACGUGUAUUUCUGAUAUGUCUGAUAUUUCAUCUGCGAUACGGGAUUAUUUAUUGACUAUUUAUCCGCAGCUCGGUGGAAAAUCAUUAAAAAUGUAAUUUGAUGCAUCUCAUUGCCGAGACAGAGCCGGUUUGGGGCUCAUUAAUUGGGGGGGGUGAUAAUAAUGCAUAAUUAAUGAAAUACACCUGUGAAAGAUAUUUAUCUGUCGACGCGACGAGUGUCAGACGGGUGGAGAGGAAAAGUCUGACGGUGCCGAAACAAACAAUGAGUCUAAAAAUGUAUUUAAAUGAUUAUUUAAAAAACCCGAAUUAUGUGUUAAAUUCUGACGACUCGCCAAUCCAAAAGAGAGAGACAUGCAUAUUUACCAUCAGAUAUCUUCUGUUAAUCCUCCGAAUCUGUUUUCUGUCUUUUAUUUGCUUUUCCUUCUCUUCCGCGCAAAAAAAAAAAAAAAAGUGACAAAAGACGGAAUAUUAAGUCUGGUGUCAAUCUGCUGAUGGGCUCGGACACUUCACAAAACUUUGGGUUUCUAUACUAUUAUGCUAAUUAGCUCCCCAGGCUGAGCUCCUCAUUGGCUGAGUCUCGGUCAAUUUCAUAUUUCAGUGUGACGUCAGGCCGCCUAUAAAACUAAGCAAUGCUUUUUAACUCGUCGGCUGACUGAUCCCCCGGAAAAAAAAAGGGAAAAAAAAUCUAUCAAUCCUUGGGUGGAGUUUUCCCCCCCUUUUUUUUUCAUUCUCCACAAAGCAACUAUUUGCCCGGGACACGUACGUGAACCUCCUCAAUUUGGCGCACUAAUCCUAAAAGGAGCCAUGAAGUGUUAAAUGGUAGAAACAGAGAGAGCGGCGCUCAGACACCCGCACGCUGGGAGAGAGGGAGGAAACAGCGCUACUCUGUGCAACGCAGACUGAAGGAGAGAGAGAGAGAGAGAAAGAAAAAAAAAAGAAAAAAACUUAUCGACGCACGAAACCAAACCUGCGCUGCGCAAUUAGUGCGAGAAAAUCCACUUUUUUCUUCGGUUUUGAAGAAAAUAAAUAAAGAAAUCAAGCUGGCUCAGUGCGUGUCUCAGCAGCCCACUUUGACAGGUGCUCCUCACCCCCUUUGGAGGACUGUCAACAGCAAGAGGAUGGCAUCAGAGCUGGCAAUGAGCAACUCCGACCUGCCCACCAGUCCCCUGGCCAUGGAAUAUGUUAAUGACUUCGAUCUGAUGAAGUUUGAAGUGAAAAAGGAGCCGGUGGAGCCCGAUCGCAGCAUCAGCCAGUGCAGCCGCCUGGUCGCCGGGGGAUCCCUAUCUUCCACCCCGAUGAGCACGCCUUGCAGCUCGGUUCCCCCCUCUCCAAGCUUCUCGGCGCCCAGUCCGGGAUCAGGGAGCGAGCAGAAGGCUCACUUGGAGGAUUUCUACUGGAUGACCGGAUACCAACAGCAGCUGAACCCCGAGGCUCUGGGCUUUAGCCCGGAGGACGCCGUAGAGGCGCUGAUCAGCAGCAGUCACCAGCUCCAGACCUUCGAUGGCUAUUCCAGAGGGCAGCAGUACGGCGGCGCAGCCGGGGCAGCGGGCGCCAUGGCCGGAGAGGAGAUGGGAUCAGCGGCCGCCGUGGUGUCCGCGGUCAUCGCUGCAGCCGCCGCUCAGAACGGGACUCCACACCACCACCACCACCAUCACCACCACCACCACAACGGGGCACACCACCCCUCCUCCGGGUCUCAGUCCGGCGGCGGCGCGGGGGGGAACCACCAGCACUUGCGCUUGGAAGAUCGGUUCUCGGACGAGCAGCUGGUGACCAUGUCGGUGCGGGAAUUGAACCGGCAGCUGCGGGGGGUCAGCAAGGAAGAGGUGAUCCGCCUGAAACAGAAGAGGAGGACGCUAAAGAACAGAGGCUAUGCCCAGUCCUGCCGGUACAAGCGGGUCCAGCAGCGGCACGUCCUGGAGGGAGAGAAGACGCAACUCAUACAGCAGGUGGACCACCUCAAGCAGGAGAUCUCCCGGCUGGCCAGGGAGAGGGACGCCUACAAGGAGAAAUACGAGAAGCUGAUCAGCACCGGCUUCAGAGAAAACGGAGGAUCCGGCAGCGACAACAACCCCUCAUCCCCGGAGUUUUUCAUGUGAGUCUCGGCGCUGAAAGAAAAAAAAAAAGUUUUAAUACCCGACCAUCACAGAGAAACCGAGAAAAAAAAAAUAAAACUUUUAAUUUGCGCGCAGCUAAAAUAGUUUGUGCGUGUUUGUGUUGUGUUGUCGGUAGUUGAGGACAAAAAGAGUUUUAUUCAGUUUUUCUGUAUUUCCAGAAGUGAUUUCUGUUUCAGGGUGAGGUUCUGCUCUUCAUAUGUGUUUUUGUUUUUAGUUUGUUAUAUUUUUUUUGUGCCACAUACUUAAAAUAGGCCUGUUUAAACUCGCUCCCCUCACAUAUUUUAGUGGAUUUAUGUGCGUAAAAAUCAGCUCCCAGUCUGCUGAACAGAUCCGCCCUGACCACCUCACCCUGCGCCUCGUCCAUCCUUCCUCCCCCUCCUUCAGCACCCAGAAUGUGUGUGGUGAAAUGAAACAACCCCCCUCAGGCUCCUGCAGCUUUUUUUUUUUAAUUUUCAUGUGAAUUUAUUUUUUUUAUUUUGUUGUUCUUUUUUUUUUUUUUUUUUAUGAGUCUCAUUUCCAUGUCAUCCAUCCCAUGUGUCUUGUGGAAGAAAUCAAACUGAGUUACAAGAGACGAUUUUUUUUGGGUUGGAGAGAGAGAACUGAUGUCAGACUGUAACAGUCGUGUGAAGCCAUGCAUGCUGGUCAUGUGCGGGAUUUAUGUUUGGACUUUUAUUUCCUUUUUUUUUUUUUUCCUUUUGCUUAUUUUUGUGAACUUGUGUAUGAUGAUUGUAUUGCACCAUGACUGCAUCUGUUCAGCUCUCAUCACCUUUUUUGGGGAGGGGAUUUAUUUGUAAGAAAAAAAAAAGAAAAGAAAAAGAAAAGAAAGUGUGAACAAGUGCAUCCAUCCGUCAUUUUCCUUUCAUAAAACCUCCCCGUUAAUCAUGGACCCUCCAUCAUUUUUCUCCACAAGCUUCUUCUGAAGCCUUGUGAGGAGAAAAAAAA
Acanthopagrus latus (yellowfin seabream) is the source of this 3197-nucleotide messenger RNA. RefSeq names its product transcription factor Maf-like. Gene Ontology annotation, molecular function: DNA-binding transcription factor activity, RNA polymerase II-specific; RNA polymerase II cis-regulatory region sequence-specific DNA binding. The coding region runs from base 1257 to 2237 and encodes 326 amino acids. The record is from RefSeq and is a predicted model, not a curated record. Gene Ontology annotation, biological process: regulation of transcription by RNA polymerase II. Gene Ontology annotation, cellular component: nucleus. The transcript has a single exon. NCBI's taxonomy places the organism in Eukaryota, Metazoa, Chordata, Actinopteri, Spariformes, Sparidae.